GUGCACUCUAUUUGGUUCUGUCUGCUCUCCCCAUCUCCCACCAUGGCCGACAUCAACGCUGUUGCCAAGGCAUUCACCGACUUCUACUACCCCGCGUUCGACAAUGACAGGGCGAGCCUGCAGGCGCUCUACCGCGACCGGUCGAUGCUCACAUGGGAGCAGGAGCAGAUCAUGGGCGUGACCAACAUCAUCGAGAAGCUCAAGAACCUGCCAUUCACAAAGGUUGUCCACCGCGUCGUCACCGUCGACGCCCAGCCAGCAUCUGCGACCAUCGCAUCUCUUGUGGUGCUCGUCACGGGCCAGUUGCUCGUGGACGACGGCGCCAACGUGCUCCAGUUCUCGCAGAUGUUCCAGCUCAUCCCGGAGAACGGCACGUACUACGUCCAGAACGACGUCUUCCGCCUCGUCUACGGUUAAUGUGGUGCAUGUGUACGACGAGUAGCAUUCAGGCGGGUAAUGAAUACAUGGUGUAUCUAGACAGCGCCGCGCAGCUAUGACGUGCGAUCCAAGCGGGCUGGAGCGGCACUAGCGCGAGCGCGAGCGUGAAGCCGAGGGCAUGCGAUGCGAUUAUGAAGAGAUGUCUAUCUACUCGUCGUGCACGCCCGCCUCGCGGUCGCGCGUCCACUGGGCCGCCCACUGCGCGAUGCGGUGUACGUUGUCCUCGACCUCGUUCUCGCCGCCGGACCCGUCCGAGCGCAGC
Molecule: messenger RNA, 700 nt
Organism: Cutaneotrichosporon oleaginosum
Lineage: Eukaryota; Fungi; Basidiomycota; Tremellomycetes; Trichosporonales; Trichosporonaceae
Source: RefSeq, a predicted model, not a curated record